AUAAUUUCAAUAGGGGAAUAUAGUUCAUAAUGAGCACCCAAACAGUCAGGGGACCUGCUGUCAGAAGUGGUCGUAGGAGGAAGACAGUUUUGAACUUGGACCUGAACUGUUUCCCGCCAAGUGAGAAUCAGGAACAGGGGGGGCCUUCAACUCAAUUGGUGCCUCGAGAGGUUCAAGCAGGCCAACAACUGCCAGUUGCACAACCUGUGAUGAUUGAUGUGGAGGCUAUUGAAGAUGAUGAUGUUGUUGAAUCCAGUCCCAGAGCUUUUGCUGAGGCUAAAAACAAUUUUAGAAGAAAUCGUAGGAGGACUAUAGUUGAUGUGGAUUUAGGUAACAUGGCAAUCCUUUCCUGCAUUUACUCCUUGUCAUGCUCUGCUUCAUUCCACUCUGCUGUCCAACUGAUAGAUCUCUGGGAUUCUGGAAGAAUCAAAAGGAGUAGAGUGGCAAUGAAGAGGAACAACAAGCUCAUCUCUGAGAUAGGAUACAGCUGCUUUAUG
This is a messenger RNA of Neltuma alba, 497 nucleotides long. RefSeq lists its product as uncharacterized. Gene Ontology annotation, cellular component: SUMO-targeted ubiquitin ligase complex. The transcript has 4 exons. The record is from RefSeq and is a predicted model, not a curated record. Gene Ontology annotation, molecular function: ubiquitin protein ligase activity; SUMO binding; SUMO-ubiquitin ligase activity. Gene Ontology annotation, biological process: ubiquitin-dependent protein catabolic process. NCBI's taxonomy places the organism in Eukaryota, Viridiplantae, Streptophyta, Magnoliopsida, Fabales, Fabaceae. The annotation marks the transcript as partial.